AUGAAGAGAAUAAAUGAAAAAGGAAUUGGUGAUAUCAUUAAUGUCAGCGAUGUAAUGAUGAAAAGAAAUUUUGACUCAUUAUUUACAAAACCGAAAACAGAAUAUAGUCUUUAUGACGUAAUUACCGAAUUAAUGAAAAAGAUUAAUGAUAAUAAGAGUUCUGGCGGAAGAGUUGAAUUAGAAGUGAAUGAUGUUAAUGAGAAAUUAGCCGAAAAAGCAGACAAAAACCAUGUUCAUUAUAUAAGUUCAGACGAACAGAUUAUAACGGACUACCAUGGAUAUUUAACACAGAAUGAACAAAUAAGCACUGAAGAUGUUAAUGAAAGAAGAUAUAAAUACAUUCGUGCUAAAGGUUAUGACAUAAGCUGUACUGUACAUUAUGACACAGGUAAAGCACAAGAAGCAUUUGGUUAUACCGGUGAAAUUUAUGCCUCUACUUUCAAUGUUAACGGUGUAUUAGUUGAACCAAGAUUUACUUUGAGAGUUAAGUCAAAAAUAACGUUUGAAGAUGCUAUUAAAAGUAAAGCUGACAAAGUUGAACUCGAAGCAAUGAACAAAGUUUUGAAAUCUCAUAAACACAACAUCUCCGAUAUAAAUGAACUUCAAACUUCUUUAGACAGUAAAGCCGACAAGAACCAUACACAUAAAUCCUUCACUACUGUUAGAGCAGACGACAUAAUAUUGAACUAUACCCUUGGUUCAAGUGCACCUUUAGAGAAUCCAAGUACAAGCGUAAAAGAUACACUAAACUCCUUAAAUAACAAAUGUAUGAAUAUCGAAGGUCAUGUCAGAAACUUUGAAACACAUGAACUACCAGCAAUGUUAGAUAAGAAAGCAAAUAAGACUCAUACACAUGAUUUCUUCACAACUGUUGGUAUAGAAAGUAUUGAAGGAACGGUUGAAGGAACUGGUGGGGAUGCAUUAUAUUGUAAACCUCCUAACUUUCCACAAGGUUUAACAUCGGAUGACGACAUAACGACGAUGAAAAACAUUAGAUGUAAAGAUGUUUAUGUCAUGAAGGAUGAACAUAAUAUUAAAUUCACUGCUCAAGAUUUAUAUGACAAGAAAGCAGACAAAACAGAGCUUCAAACAUUAAAGACAGAAAUACUUCAAACAUUAUAUCCUAUAGGUUCUAUUUAUACGUCAAUGAACUCAACAAAUCCAGCAACAGUUCUGGGUUUCGGUACGUGGGAACAGAUUGUAGAUAAAUUCUUAUACUGUGCUAGAUAUUCAAAGCAAACAGGAGGUUCGAAGAAAAUUACUGAAGCAAACCUUCCACCGCACACUCAUACAGGAACUACAAACACAACAGGUAGUCAUUCACAUUCAAUAACAAAAAGAGGUUAUACAAAUCUUGCAGCAGGUUCGGAUAGACAGGGAAUGCAUAGAUAUGAUAUUUCAAGUGACCCAGUAGAUUCAAGCGCAGGUAUUUUCUGUGGAACCGCAGGAAAUCAUUCACAUACUUUCACAACAAAUCCAACAGGCUCGGGUGCAGAUUAUAUGCCACCAUUUGUGACUGUAUUCGCAUGGUAUAGAGUUCAAUGA
Molecule: messenger RNA, 1545 nt
Organism: Trichomonas vaginalis G3
Lineage: Eukaryota; Parabasalia; Trichomonadida; Trichomonadidae
Product: keratin-associated protein family
Exons: 1
Coding region: 1-1545 (514 amino acids)
Source: RefSeq, a predicted model, not a curated record